UAAAAAAUUUUAAUCUUCUAAAUUUUUUUUAUCACAGUAUCCAGAAAACGUGAGCUUCAACAAUGAACAAAGUUCCCGUUUUAAGAAUAUUUAUCUCGGCUGUAAUAUUUCUUAUUUUUGGAACAAACGAAUGCGAAUCACAAUGUACUCAACAAGGUUCUUUUCCUUCAGAAAACGGUAACUGCUUGAGCUACUACACUUGCGUAGUGAGGAAUGGACAAUGGGUACGAAGUAACCAUACAUGUCCAAUUGGAAGACCCUUUAACAGCAGCGUUGCCAUAUGCGAUUUCACUGCGACGUGUUCAACGACUACAGAUUCGUCUACGACAGACUCGACUACAGCAGAAACCACUGAAGCUACUACAAUAGAAACCACUGCAGCUACUACAACAGCUACAGCUACUACAAAGACAGCACAAUGUCCCCCAUUGGGAAUAUAUUCCUUAAAUUCAGCAGAUUGUCGUUCAUAUUAUCGUUGUAGUUAUUAUAAUGGAAAAUACUUAUUAAACAAUUACAGAUGCCCUGUCGGAAGACCCUUUAACAGUGCGACUCAAAUAUGCGAUUCAAGUUUAGCUUGUUAAUAUGAUGAAAUUGUAUCCUGAAAAUUUUAAAAUAAUUUUCAAAUGUCUUAACAUUUGCAAUCAGUAAUAAAAAAUGACACUUUAUAUAAUA
Diabrotica virgifera virgifera (western corn rootworm) is the source of this 672-nucleotide messenger RNA. RefSeq lists its product as uncharacterized. The coding region runs from base 63 to 581 and encodes 172 amino acids. The transcript is spliced from 2 exons. Gene Ontology annotation, molecular function: chitin binding. The record is from RefSeq and is a predicted model, not a curated record. NCBI's taxonomy places the organism in Eukaryota, Metazoa, Arthropoda, Insecta, Coleoptera, Chrysomelidae. Gene Ontology annotation, cellular component: extracellular region.